Sitodiplosis mosellana (orange wheat blossom midge) is the source of this 876-nucleotide messenger RNA. It is a transcript of the gene mRpL24, whose product is annotated as probable 39S ribosomal protein L24, mitochondrial. The record is from RefSeq and is a predicted model, not a curated record. Bases 17 to 799 code for a protein of 260 amino acids. Lineage: Eukaryota; Metazoa; Arthropoda; Insecta; Diptera; Cecidomyiidae. Gene Ontology annotation, cellular component: mitochondrion; ribosome. The transcript is spliced from 4 exons. Gene Ontology annotation, molecular function: RNA binding; structural constituent of ribosome. Gene Ontology annotation, biological process: translation.
UAAAGAUUUUGUCAGAAUGCGGCUCACACAAACUCUGUUGAAAGCACGAUGGGACAAACAAAUCGGUGCUGUCGGUGAGAUGACCGAAAAAUAUUCAAACUUACCAAAAUCAUACAUUCGACGAGCCAUGAGACAGAUUGAGUGGCAAACACCAAGAGGCAAUCCACGCUACUUACCCAGAACUAUCGAAAAGCAAAGAUUCAUAUUCACUACCGCCCGACCGUGGACGCAACAAUUUUGGUUUGAUAACGCACCAGGCAAACAGGCUAAGAAAGUGUUUGUUGAACCAAUCGAAACAUGGAGUUGGUUCCGUGGCGAUCGUGUAGAGAUAAUGACUGGUCCGGACAAAGGCAAACAAGGAAUUAUCAAUCAAAUCAUCGAAGAGCGAAAUUGGGUGUUUGUUGAAGGAUUAAAUUGGAAAUAUAUCACUUAUGGCAAAACGAAAACUUUCCCCGGCAUUGUUAUGAGAGAAGAGAGACCGUUAUUGGUAACAACGGAAAUAAAAUUGGUGGACCCAGCUGAUCUUCAAGCAACAGAAUUUGAGUGGCGCUAUUCGGAAGAUGGUGCAAGAAUUCGCGUUUCUUUGCGUUCGGGACGUGAAAUUCCAAUUCCAGCCUCAAAUGAAGAAACUUAUGAUUACAAAACUAAAUCAAAAUAUUACGAACGUGAAAAGGAUACAUUAGCCGAAGACGUGGAGAAAAUCACUUUUUAUCCAAAGUUGAAAACAUUUGAAAUGGAAAUUAUGGAUGAGAUGGGCAUCAAUGAAGACCGAGUGCCAGCCAAAACUUAUUGGUAUUAAUUGUUGUGCAACAGAAUCUUUCUGUAUUUCGAAAUGAUUGAUUAGAGUAAUAAAAUUGAGUUUUAAAGGAAGUAAAA